Molecule: messenger RNA, 1620 nt
Organism: Tetrahymena thermophila SB210
Lineage: Eukaryota; Ciliophora; Oligohymenophorea; Hymenostomatida; Tetrahymenidae
Product: rhomboid protease
Exons: 3
Cellular component (GO): membrane
Molecular function (GO): serine-type endopeptidase activity
Source: RefSeq, a predicted model, not a curated record
AUGAGCACCCCAAACAAAAAUUAUUAGCAAUAGAGAGAGAAUAAUGAUAAGCAAAAUGAGAGCUUGAACUUUAAAAUUGAUGAUUCUUAAGUAGACGCGGAUAACACCUUAGCUUAGGUGAUUAAGGGCUUGGAGUUGGAGGCUUAUCAGGAUAUGGAUUUAAAUAGCAGUUAAAAUAAUCCAGCAGCUUUCAAGCAAAUUCAAGCAGGAUAUCCAAUGUCGAGUAAAAGCUAGCAAAAUCAAAGCUUUGUGAUGAAUAACAGCAUUUUACAUCUCAACAAUGCAGACAUCAAUGAAGAAAGAAAUAGUUUAAAUAGUGGAAAAUUCAAGAAUCAAUACAGUGCAAAAACCAACGUAUACUCAAAUAAUACUUCUCUUAUUUUGAAUGGAAGUAUAAUAGAUGACAAAAGUAUUAAAUCUCCCUAAAAGAAUAACAUAGGAAAGGAAAUUCAUGAAGAUUAAAGUUAUGAAAUCAAUAUUGGAUAGCAGCUUUAAGAAGUAGGCAAUGAAAAAAAUAAUUAUAGAAAUCAAUUAAAUGAUCCUUAAAGUUAGUUAAAGCCUGCCCUUAAAAAACCAACUCAACUCCCACCGAUUAUAAGAUAGCCUAAAAGCUAAGGUAGUAGCUAAAGAAGCUCCUUGCAAUUUCAAGAUAUCUAAAUGAACAACAUCUCAAACAAUAAUAGCAAUCAAAAUAGUGUAAUUCUAAAGGGAAAAGGUAAUGAUAAAAAUAACAUCAUCGCUGCAGAUUUAGAUCAUCAAUAAAUUGCUUUAGAUAUGAAUCAGAAAGACUAGUAAUCUCUAUCUAAUUCUCAAGUUUCAAACAAAUCUAAGAAAAUUAAUUAAGGACAAAAUGCCAAAAAGAAAAAGCUUAAACGUUGUAUAGAUGUCCUCUUCCCAAAAUGCAAGCUACGCUCUACUGUAACUGCUCUAUGUGCCUUAUUUAUAGUUUUCUUUCUUAUUUAACUUAUCUUAGAAUCUACAACUUCUUAAAAGAGAGCUUGUACAGCUUACAAAAUUGGCUGCUAGUUCCAACCAAGUGUUACAAACGAAGGCUAAGUCCAUCGUCUCUUGAUAUCAUCUCUGCUUUCUGCUUCAUGGUUUAAUAUCAUUUCAAGUAUAUUCUCAUUACUAUUUUACGGAUAUGUUUUAGAGUCUCACUAUGGAGUGGUAAAAAUGUUGUGGCUCUAUGGAGUUUGUGCUUUUUCAGGAAACAUAUUUGUUGGUUUGAUUGAGCCUUACGAAAUACAAAUUGGAGCUAAUUCAAUUAUGAUGGGCAUUUUUAUCCUUUAGAUAACUUUCUUAUAUACAAUCCGCAAAAGAAUUCCUUAAUCUAAAAAGAAACCCAUAUUAGGUAUGCUUUUAUUGGUAAUAGUGACAAAUUUUUUGUGUAUAAUUGAAAGUGUUACAGUUAAAGGCUCUAGCUAUUUAGGUGGUAUAGUAGCUGGAGUUUUUUUAUCGUUUGGUUUCUAUAAGGCACAAAACCCUUCAAAAAAACUCAUCUAUGCAUAAAGGGCUUCUUUUAUAGUUUUAGCAUUGAUAGAAUUGACAGUGUUUAUUGUUGCUAUGACUUAUAAAUUAGAUGAUAUUCAAAUUGCUGGUUUAGAUCGUUGUCAAGCUUGA